UCUCCUGAAUGUGGGGUUGUACUUGUCCUUUGUUCAGUUUGACUUUCUGACGGCGCUCGUCGGCGGAGUUGUCACUUUUACAAAGGCGCACCCGAACGCACCAGUGGGCUCGCUCAUUUCCAAAAUGGCGGACACGACGACGUCGCCGGAGGACCACAGGAAGCACGCAGACGUGGCUUUCGGCGACGCCGUUUUUGACCCCGGUUUCUUUAGUGUCGGCGGGAAGGGGAGCGCCGGGUCGCGGGCCAACAGCAUUGGCUCAAGAAGCGCCUCUUCGGUACCAAAUACAGAUGACGAGGACAGCGACUGCCGCCACGAGACGUCCGACAAGAACUUGUACAAAGACCGGCGGAGGCAAGCGCACACGCAGGCCGAGCAGAAGCGACGCGACACAAUCAAGAAAGGCUUUGAUGACCUGCAAGAGGUGGUGCCCACCUUCCUGGAGUCUGAAUCUGUGCUGGGGGGGCAGAAGGUAGCCAAGGCUGUCAUCCUGCAGAAGACCAUCGAGUACAUCAAUUUUCUUAACAAAGAGAAGAGGAAGCAGGAGGAGGAGGUUUCUCGUCUGAGAAAAGAAGUGACCGCGCUGAAGAUCAUGAAAACGAACUACGAGCAGAUCGUAGAGGCAAACCAGAACCACCCACUGCAGGACGACAACCAGGUGUCGGACCAGAUCAAGUUUGACAUCUUUCAGAGCAUCAUGGACUCCCUCUUCGACUCUUUCAGCAACUCCGUCUCGGUCAACAGCUUCCAGGAGCUUUCGGCCAGCUUGAUCAACUGGAUCGAGGAAUACUGCAAGCCGCUGAUGCUGAAGAAUUUCGUGGUCGGGGUCUUGCGACAGCUCAACUGUCAGGUCUACUGACGCUAGUUCCACCGCGACGGGAUGGUCUGACGUGGUAAUGGUACAUCGUGCAUGUGUAUAAGUGUGCAUUUCAGCCACCUUUGUCUGAUUUCGACAUUUGAAAAAAUGGUGUUUACAAUUCUAAUGAUCGAUAGUUUUAAGAGUGUAUCGUGAACUUUUGAACGGGAAUGCCUUUAUUAGUCCCAGGCUGGUGUUUCUUUAAAAUGCACACAUUGUGACGUCAAACGACACGUUGAAUAGUUUGUGUGCGGGUUUCUCUCUCAGGGUUGGAGACUCACGAUAAAAACAAUUUUUUGUGAGUUUUUCAUGCUAAAAUGUGCAAGUGUGCUUAAUACUGUGACCAGUGAGCCUCCAUCUACAGGCCAAAGUUAAGCAAAAGUCAUGUUUUUUUUUUAAUCCUUUAUUUCUCAGUCCUUUGUCAAAUAUCAUGUGGUGAUGACAACUUAGUCGAACAGCUACCUAGUGCAGGGGUCGGCAACCCAAAAUGUUGAAAGAGCCAUAUUGGACCAAAAAUACAAAAACAAAUCUGUCUAGAGCCGCAAAAAAUUAAAAGCCAUAUUACAUACAGAUAGUGUGUCAUGAGAUAUAAAUUGAAUUAAGAUGACUUAAAGGAAACUAAAUGAGCUCAAAUAUACCUACAAACGAGGCAUAAUGAUGCAAUAUGUACAUAUAGCUAGCCUAAAUAGCAUGUUAGCAUCGAUUAGCUUGCAGUCAUGCAGUGACCAAAUAUGUCUGAUUAGCACUCCACACAAGUCAAUAACAUCAACAAAACUCACCGUUGUGCAUUUUUGCACAACGUUAAAAGUUUGGUGGACAAAAUGAGACAGAAAAAGAAGUGGCAUAAAACCAUACUUGCCAACCCUCCCGGAUUUUCCGGGAGACUCCCGAAAUUCAGCGCCUCUCCCGAAAACCUCCCGGGACAAAUUUUCUCCCGAAAAUCUCCCGAAAUUCAGGCGGACUCAGGUCCUCCACAAUAUAAAAGAGUGUACCUGCCCAAUCACGUUAUAACUGUAGAAUGAUGGAGGGCGAGUUCUUGGUUUCUUAUGUGGGUUUAUUGUUAGGCAGUUUCAUUAACGUCCUCCCAGCGUGGCAACAACACACAACAACAGCAGUCACUUUUUUGUAUACCGUAAAGCAGUUCGUCUGCGUAAAGCAGUUCGUCUGCGUAAACAGCAAUGUUGUGACACUCUUAAACAGGACAAUACUGCCAUCUAGUGCAUUUGAUGAAAGCACUUUUGUGCGUGCCACACAUCAAUGCAUCAUCAUCAGCAUGGUUCGAAAAAUAGUGACAGAGAAUAGAACAAGGAUGGACAAUUCAACCCUUAACUCAACAAUGAGUAGAUGAGUGUUAUGUGUGUGUAUAUGUGUAAAUAAAAAAAAUAAAAAUAAAUAUAAUACAAAAAAAUAUAUAUAUAUAUAGAAUUCACUGAACGUCAAGUAUUUCUUAUAUAUAUAUAUAUAUAUAUAUAUAUAUAUAUGAAAUACUUGACUUGGUGAAUUCUAGCUGUAAAUAUACUCCUCCCCUUUUAGCCACGCCCCCGUCCCACCCCGACCACGCCCACCCCUACCCCCUACCCCCACCUCCCGAAAUCGGAGGUCUCAAGGUUGGCAAGUAUGCAUAAAACACGUCCUAGAAAGUCGGAGAAAGUUAUACAUGUAAACAAACUACAAUGAGUUCAAGGACCGCCAAAAUUAGUAGGACAAAACGGCGCUCAACAAAUACUCGAAUCAGUGAGGCAUGUUUAAUAUAAACAGUGUGCUUUAUAACAAUUAGGGAGGUUUGCGUCAUGUUUGUCCUUCUACGGAAACCAUAUUAAAACAAUUUUUCAUACAUUUUUGAAGAAGCUCCAAGGAGCCACUAGGGCGGCACUAAAGAGCCGCAUGCGGCUCUAGAGCCGCGGUUUGCCGACCCCUGACCUAGUGGUUAGAUCUAGGUUUUCUAGGAUGUAUUGUCAGUAGACAAGCCAGGUGUUGAACAGGGUUUCCACAAGUCAUUAAAAAGCAUUUAAAGUAUUUUGCGAAAAUUAAAGCCUUAAAUGGCAUUAAAAAGCAUUAAGUACCACGUCCAAAGGCAUUAAAGCCUCACUAGUCACGCCUCGCUCGUGAGAAGCACUGCAAAGUAACAAAAGUUAAGAAGAAAAGCGAUGAAUAUAAAGCCAAAUGUCUCUGUGUGGGAAUAUUUGAGCCCAUCAAUACGGACGAACUAGCAACAAAACAAUUUAAUUGAAGUGCGAUUUUUGCUAGAUUGUCAUGUUUUUUAGAUUUACUUAUUUAGAAUUAUUGACCUUCCAAUGACAAUGGUAAAAAAAAACUGUAAUGAAAAAUGUUUGUCUGAAAGGGUUCCUUGCAUUAUUAUCGUAUGUUUACUUUAGUGCUUGAUUUGGCCACAGUUCAUUCUUACAAUUCUGUAUACAGGCAAUUGUACUGUAUUAUUUUGACCAUAUAUAACAAUCUGCAGUAGGACAUGGGCAGUAAAUUAAUUUUAAAAGCAUUGAAUUAGAAACCUGCAGAAACCCUGUUGAACGCCAAAGGACUAGGAUGUGUUCUUUCGACCCCCUCUAGGACCACUGAUGUUUUAAUGAGUAUCAGGUGUUACCAUGUAUGGAAAGUUACCAGCUACUUUGUAAAUAGAUGCCAGCGUGGAAAGCAAAUCUGUUGUGUUGAUGAAGAGCUGCUUGUGAUUUCUUGCAAAACGCUCAGUAAUUAACAGUCUGGUCAAGGAGAGGACCAGAACAGCAACUUUAUAAGUAACCAAUGAUUGUAUUGACAAACAACACAGCUUAAAGCAUGUUUUAUUGAAAGAUGCCGACAAACUGGUGCUUGGUGCGUUUAAUAAGACUUGCCUUUAUUGUCUCGUUUCAAGAUAUGGUGUGUGCCAGGAGUCUGUCCUAUGACCACUAUUAUUUAGAAACACUAUAUCAAUACACAUCAACCUUAUUACCGCAGUUUGACUUAAUGUUGAUAUUUUUUAUAUUUACAGUCUGAGGUGCACAUUAAAGAACUUUUUGGUGCCUUGCCCGAUUGGCUCAAACUCAGGCGUACUUAGUGAGUGAAAUAGACCUGUCCCAAUUUCUGUAUCUUAUGGUCUCCCAUGCCGUCCUUUUACCAAAAUCCUGUUGAUCCACUUUUUACCCCGUUUUAAAAGACCUGCAAUAAUGAGGGUGAAAUGUUCCUGUUUUUAAAGAUAUUUAUAGAAUUAGACCCAUGUUUUGCUAGAAAUCAAUUUGAGAGUUUUGGAUGAUGCUUAAAGAUGUUUUAGGACACAGAAGAUUGAACAUUUUAUAUUUGCUAAAUUAUUCUUGUUCUCUUGCUUCUUCAAAGUGUAUUGUGCUGCAUGUUUUUUCCAGAGCGUCCCUCCUGCCUAAAUAAAUAUGCUGUUGAUAGA
Messenger RNA from Nerophis lumbriciformis (worm pipefish), 4244 nucleotides. It is a transcript of the gene mlx, whose product is annotated as MAX dimerization protein MLX. Gene Ontology annotation, molecular function: protein dimerization activity; RNA polymerase II cis-regulatory region sequence-specific DNA binding; DNA-binding transcription factor activity, RNA polymerase II-specific. Gene Ontology annotation, cellular component: nucleus. The record is from RefSeq and is a predicted model, not a curated record. Gene Ontology annotation, biological process: regulation of transcription by RNA polymerase II. NCBI's taxonomy places the organism in Eukaryota, Metazoa, Chordata, Actinopteri, Syngnathiformes, Syngnathidae.